UCCGAGUCCAAACCAAAAACUGAAGAUCCUCGAGGAGGAGGCAAACAUGAAGAUGUGCUACACAACCUGUUUUCUGAUUGCUCUGGUGAUUGCUGUUCAGUCCGGUCCGAUACCAAAGACAGAAGAGAAAGAUGAUGCCUUUGCCGAGGCUUACCUAAAGAAAUUCUACAACCUCACCUCAUCCACUAAUAAAGGACGAUUCAGUCAGAUGAGUCUGAAGAUAGCUGAGAUGCAGAAGUUUUUUGGACUCACCGUGACGGGGUCGCUGGAUUCCAACACCUUGGAGGUGAUGAAGAAACCACGAUGUGGAGUGGUCGAUGUGGGCGCGUACUCCACGUUUGGCGCAGAUCUUAAAUGGCAAACAAACCAGCUGACAUACAGGAUUGAGAAUUACACUCCAGACAUGUCUGUGGCUGAAGUGGACGACUCCAUCCAGAGAGCGCUGCAAGUCUGGGCUCGUGUUACCCCUCUGAAGUUCACUCGCAUCAACAGUGGCAUAGCCGACAUCAUGAUCUCCUUCGGGAGAGGCUCCCAUGGUGAUGCCUACCCGUUUGAUGGACCAUCCGGCACUCUGGCACAUGCUUUUGCGCCAUCUACUGGUAUCGGUGGAGACGCACAUUUUGAUGAAGAUGAAAGCUUCACCUUCAGUUCCACUAAUGGAUUUAUUUUGUUCCUGGUGGCUGCUCAUGAGUUUGGUCAUUCUCUGGGUCUGUCUCACUCCAGUGACCCCGGGGCUCUUAUGUACCCAACCUACAGCUACAGAGACCCAAAAACAUUUGUCCUGCCUGCAGAUGAUGUCAACGGCAUUCAGUCACUUUAUGGAAAGAACACAGGACCAGACCCAAACCCUGUUGACCCUGUCAACCCCAGUAAACCUGACCCACCUCCAGUCACCCCAAGUGCCUGUGACCAAACGCUAGUCCUGGAUGCUGUGGCCACACUGCGUGGAGAGAGGCUCUUCUUCAAGGAUGGCUUCUUCUGGCGUUUAUUUGGAGCCAACACGGUUCAGCUGCAGCUGAUCAAGAGCUUCUGGCCUGAUGCGCCAGAUAAUAUUGAUGCUGCAUUUGAGAACACUGUGCAAGACAGACUAUACCUCAUCAAAGAUCAAAAAGUAUGGGCUUUUACUGCUUAUGACCUUGUGAGUGGAUUUCCCAAGAGCCUUAGCAGCUUGGGUCUGCCUGCCAUUGUGAAGAAGGUCAGUGCUGCCCUUUAUGACCAAAGCACUGGCAAGACAUUGUACUUCGUGGACAACAAUUACUACAGUUAUGAUGAAAACAAGAAAAAGAUGGACACCGGAUAUCCCAAACGGGUGGAAAAUGGCUUCCCAGGAGUUACUGGAAAAAUCACUGCUGCCUUCCAGUACAAGGGUUUCACCUAUCUCUUAAGUGGAACACGUAUUUUUGAGUACAGCACUUCUACCAAGAAGGUGUUGCGCAUGCUGAACAACAACUACUUUUUGAAGUGUUAGUGGUUGAGUUUUUUAUUUUUAUUAUUUUUUUUUUUCCAAGAGCCAAAUACUGGAUCUGGGUUAUGGAAAAAUCUCCAUAGAUUAUAUAAGGAAUUCAAUUUAUUUAUAGAUUACUGUGUUUUGUUUUUUUUUAUUAAAUUUUAUGAGGACGUGUUUAAUUUUGCUGUGUAAUGAAAAAUA
Silurus meridionalis is the source of this 1648-nucleotide messenger RNA. Its product is annotated as collagenase 3-like. Bases 47 to 1468 code for a protein of 473 amino acids. The transcript is spliced from 10 exons. The record is from RefSeq and is a predicted model, not a curated record. Lineage: Eukaryota; Metazoa; Chordata; Actinopteri; Siluriformes; Siluridae. Gene Ontology annotation, molecular function: metalloendopeptidase activity; zinc ion binding. Gene Ontology annotation, biological process: proteolysis; collagen catabolic process; extracellular matrix organization. Gene Ontology annotation, cellular component: extracellular matrix.